AGCGGGCGGGUAAGAUGCGGAGGAAGGGACCGGGUGCUGGCAGCCUGGGCUGCAGCUUGGCGCCUCGCCACUCCGGGCGCCCCGGACGCGCGGAGGGACGGCUUGGAGAAGUCGGAGGGAGCUGCUAAGACCGAGACCCGGGAGCGCGGCGGUGCGGCGCUGCCCGAGGGGCGGGGGUGGAGGAGCGCGGCAGGCAUUGGCUCCGCGGGCCCGGGAGACCCCCUCGAGCGACCCAGAGGAGACCGGCUGGGGCUGGAGAAAUGGGCCCUGUGAGGCAAGCGUGACCCUCCAGUCCAGCCCACCAGCCUGCCGCCUGGUCAGGGAGGGACAGCACCAUGGCCGGAGUCGUGGAGCAGAAGAGCGGGCUGGUACACAGCAAGCUCAGCGAGGCCAGCAAGAGGAACGGCCUGAUCAACACCAGGAGCUUCAUGGCUGAGAGCAGGGAUGGCCUGGUGUCCGUGUACCCAGCGCCCCAGUACCAGAGCUGCCGGGUGGUGGGCAGCAUGGCGCCAGCUGCCCUGGACAGCAGCAGGAAUGAGACGGUCCAGCAGCUGCUGGACCCCAACGCCCUCCAGCAGUCGGUGGAGUCCCACUAUCGACCCAACAUCAUCCUCUACUCGGAGGGUGUGCUGCGCUCCUGGGGGGAUGGCAUGGCUGCUGACUGCUGUGAGACCACCUUCAUUGAGGAGCGGUCACCCACCAAGGAGAGCCUGGAGUACCCCGACGGCAAGUUCAUCGACCUUUCAGCUGAAGACAUCAAAAUCCACACACUUUCCUAUGACGUGGAGGAGGAGGAGGAGUUCCAAGAGUUGGAGGCAGAAGACUUGCAAGAACUGUUCAAAGAAUCCCCACAUGCUUGUCACCCGGUUUCCUUCCAUCUUAAUAGCUCCCCACAGAGCGACUACUCCAGCGACACGGAGAGCGAGGACAACUUCCUCACGAUGCCCCCGCGGGACCAUCUGGGCCUCAGCGUCUUCUCCAUGCUCUGCUGCUUCUGGCCUCUGGGCAUCGCGGCUUUCUACCUGUCCCACGAGACCAACAAAGCCGUGGCCAAGGGCGACUUCCACCAGGCCAGCACCAGCUCCCGGCGGGCCCUGUUCCUGGCCGUGCUCUCCAUCACCAUCGGGACGGGCAUCUACGUGGGCGUGGCCGUGGCCCUCAUCGCCUACCUCUCCAAGAACAACCACCUAUGAGCCUCCCAGGCGCAUGGAAGAGCCUGGGCCAGUCGUGUGCGGGCGCAGAGGAGUGGGGCUGGCAAGGGUGGACGCACAGGGGGACACGCCUGUGUGAUGCUGUCGUCGCCGACGAGGCCACAAAGCCCUGGGACUUUCUGCCUGUGGUUCCCUUUGUUUUCACCCUUCAUGCCGUUUUCACGGCGCUGUGUAGAGCGCGGGAUGGGUGGGCACUGCUAACCCUUCCACACGGAAACUCCAAAGAUCCCGACCCACGAGGCUGUCUCCAGACAGAUUCCGGUGGACGAGUGACAGCGCCCGUGCCUGGAAUGCCAUAGCGUUAGCAAUACACCAACAGGAACAUGUUUUAUUUUGUACAUAUUCCGAUGCAGUAGGCAUAGGGCUGGGGACACGUACUCCUGUCUGUGGCUCCACAUCCCCGCUCUGGCACCCCGAGUCCAGGCGCCUCCCCACAGGAAGGAAAGGUGCCGGGCAGCAAGAGAGCAAAGCACUGCUGGCGGGACCCCCAGCUGUCGAGGGUCUUCAGGCUGGUCCAGCCCUGAGAAUGCAAAGCCAGAAGAGCAGGCACCUGUCCCAGGCCCAGAGAGUCACGCCCUCCAUGCUGUCCCCAGCCUAGGGACUUGGGGCCUCCUCUGGAACAUGUCCAAACUCAGCAGCCACCACGCAGCAAUAUGCAGUCCUGGGGCCUGGCUGACCUGGGGGCGGGGGGCAGGCCAGCACCUCCCAGUCGCCUCCCGGAGAGACCCAGGUUUGCUCCAGGAACUCCAGGCAAAGGAGCCAUGGGCGGCCCCUCGGCGUAAGGACCGGGGUGCUUCUGACAGCCCUCGCUGACACUCACCUUGGUGACGACAGUGACACUAGUGAUCUCACAGAGGACACGAACCUUCUCUGUCAACUAAAUGAAUAGCUAUUUUCUUGUCAUUUUUUUAAGCGCAACUAUGCUUCAUGCUGCUUCAGUUAUGGGAUGAAUGCUGAGAAAUACGUAAUCACAGACGUUUUAAUACCAUUUCAUUGCUGUUUCACGAAUGAUCAUUAUUUCACAAGAAUUAUCUUUUGCUUUUUUGCU
Molecule: messenger RNA, 2259 nt
Organism: Sus scrofa (pig)
Lineage: Eukaryota; Metazoa; Chordata; Mammalia; Artiodactyla; Suidae
Source: RefSeq, a predicted model, not a curated record